AUGAGGGACUAUUUAAUAGCGGUCAACCCCACACUUUGGGAUGUUGUUGAAGUAGGUAUAACCUUUUCGCGUGAAGAUGCUACUCUUACACAAGACCAAGGAAUUGAUAUUCAAUGCAACUAUCAAGCUUUGCAUCUUAUCAAGAGCUCAUUGUGUGCCGAAGAAUUUGAUAAGAUUGAUGGGUUGCAAUCCACCAAGGAAGUAUGGGACACUCUCUUCAUCAGCCAUCAAGGAACAAGAAGGGUUAGAGAAGGAAGGAUAAGAGCAUUGGAAAGUGAACUCAACCGCUUCAUCAUUAGGGAAAAUGAGACAUCACAAGAGAUGUACAAUAGAUUGAACAAGAUCAUCAACAAGAUAAAAUCUCUUGGAAGUGAUAAGUGGGGAAGAAGAGAGGUAGUUGACAAGAUUCUCUCGUUCUACAUGUCUAGAGAUGUUCAACUCUCUAUCUUGAUUAGGGAGAAGAGAGGGUUCAAGAAGUUCACUCUGAAGGAUAUGAUUGGAAGAAUUGAAGAACAUCUUAUCACUAUCAAGGAAUCCAAGCUAUCCCAAGAAAUGUUCAAGAUUCAUGAGCAAUUAGAAAAGAACAAUGGGGUAGCUCUCAAGGCAAGCAACAAGAACAAAGAGAAGGGAGCAAGCACAUCAUCCAAGGCAACUAUCAAGGAGGAUAGUGAUGAUAGUGAUAGUGAGAGUAUGGAUGAGGAAGAGAUAGCCUUGUUCAUGAGAAGAAUAAAUAAGGUGAUGAAAAGGGGUGGGUUCUUUGACAAGAACAAAGAUAAGAACAAAACCAAGAGGAAGUCAAAGAGGCCAUGCUUUGGAUGCGGCAAGGAGGGUCAUUUCAUUGCAAAUUGCCCGGAAGUCAAGAUGAAGAAAAAUAACUCAUCCAAGUUUGACAAGAGCAAGUACAAGAAGAAUGUUGAUCUCACCGAUGAUGAAGAUGACUUCACUCAUACUUGCUUCAUGGCUAGAGAACCUAAGGAUAGGGAUGAGACUCUUAAGGUGCAAGAAGAGUUAUUUAGAUUUGAGCGAGAGAAAACCAUUGCUCUUGAGAAUUCCCUUGAAAAUGAAAAGAAGGGUUUCAAGAUGCAAGAGGACUUGCUUAAGACUAAAAAUGACACAACUCUUAGCCUUGAGAAAUCUCUUGCUAAAGAGAAGAUAAAGUGGAAGAAUUAA
Setaria italica (foxtail millet) is the source of this 1170-nucleotide messenger RNA. RefSeq lists its product as uncharacterized. The record is from RefSeq and is a predicted model, not a curated record. The coding region runs from base 1 to 1170 and encodes 389 amino acids. NCBI's taxonomy places the organism in Eukaryota, Viridiplantae, Streptophyta, Magnoliopsida, Poales, Poaceae. Gene Ontology annotation, molecular function: zinc ion binding; nucleic acid binding. The transcript has 3 exons.